AAGCUUUUCCUGAUAAAUCAAAUUUCAAUCCCACAUAUGAUGAAAUUAAUUCUUUGGAGUAUUUAAAUUGCGUAAUUAAAGAAACUUUAAGAACACGUACUCCAUUACCAACUGCCAGACGAACUAAUCUAAAGGAUGGAGUUAUCGGGAAAUACUAUAUUCCAAAGAAUACUGAAAUAUUUAUUGGGAUUUCAGUACUUCAAAGAUUAACUGAAAUUUGGGGACCAACAGCUGAUAAUUUUGAUCCAAAAAGAUGGUUAGAUCCUUCUUUAAGUAAAAAUAUAAUAAAUUUAAAUUAUUUAGUACCUUUUCUUAAUGGUGCAAGAGGUUGCAUAGGUAAUAAAGUAGCUUUAGCCGAAGCUAAAAUAUUAUUAGGUAUGUUAAUUAGGAAUUUCAUUUUUAAACCAAUUGAAGGAUUUCAAAUUAAAAAAAGAGCUUUCCCUAUACCUAAACCUGAUCCAUAUCUUGGUUUAGCUGUAUCUAUAAGUUGA
Messenger RNA from Rhizophagus irregularis DAOM 181602=DAOM 197198, 491 nucleotides. RefSeq lists its product as uncharacterized. Lineage: Eukaryota; Fungi; Glomeromycota; Glomeromycetes; Glomerales; Glomeraceae. Gene Ontology annotation, molecular function: heme binding; monooxygenase activity; oxidoreductase activity, acting on paired donors, with incorporation or reduction of molecular oxygen. The record is from RefSeq and is a predicted model, not a curated record.